Messenger RNA from Bipolaris victoriae FI3, 900 nucleotides. RefSeq lists its product as hypothetical. NCBI's taxonomy places the organism in Eukaryota, Fungi, Ascomycota, Dothideomycetes, Pleosporales, Pleosporaceae. The record is from RefSeq and is a predicted model, not a curated record. The coding region runs from base 1 to 900 and encodes 299 amino acids. Gene Ontology annotation, biological process: transcription elongation by RNA polymerase II. Gene Ontology annotation, cellular component: elongin complex; nucleus. The transcript has a single exon.
AUGCCGGCUCUUACCCUCUUCGAACUGGCCCGUCAGCGGCUUAUCAAGAACAUCGACAUGCUCCGCGACGUUGGCGAUUUGCCCUACUCCUUCCUCCAGCCUGUUCUCCGAUUCGUACGAAGCCCCGAUCAGCUUAUCGAGCUCGAGUCCAACUGCCCUCAGCUACUCGGAGAGACAGGCGAAAUCUGGCUCCGCUUCAUAAAACGAGACAUACCAGACUGGGAGAAGAAGCCACAUGAACCGCGUGACCCUCAGAACUGGAGUAAAGUUUACCGUAAGCUGAAAAAGGAUGCCGAGCGUGAGAAACAGGCCGAUGAAGAGGCGCUGAAGCAGCAUAUGAAGGCGAUACAAAAGGAUCGCGCACAAAACAAGACUCUUAUCGUGGACAGCAGGAUUGGGUAUGGUUCUGGAGGUAGCAGGAUGUUCACGGGGCGAACUACGACAAGUUGGGGUCAGCCUUCUGGUGCGCCUGCGAAGACAGGCAAAGCCGCUUUCGAUAAGCUGAAACGAGGCAUGUUCGACCACGGACGUGAACGGCCAAAAGCCAGUCAGAUACCCGCGCAUCUUCUGGCCCAAAGAAAGAGGCCUAUUCAGCAAGCUCCAGCGCGUAUGGUCCGAAUGGCUGAGAGCGAGGCUCCUCGGAGUAUGGUUUUGUCCAAACAGGCCUCUACAUCCAUGGCGAACAGACCGGAGCCUACACCCUCUACAAGCCGUCCAAAUAUCACACAGCGACCAGCGCCCCAACAGCGCAACCCGCCACCACCAUCACGAACCUCACUACCUGCAGGGCAGCAGUUCAGCGCGCCGAAACCAAGACCAGCAAGCGGAGGCGUAGCCCCUGCGCCAAAGAGAAAGAAGGAGGAAUACAGCAUGUUUCAUACAAAGAAGAGGAAAGUUUGA